Oppiella nova is the source of this 605-nucleotide messenger RNA. The record is from the annotation of a GenBank genome assembly. NCBI's taxonomy places the organism in Eukaryota, Metazoa, Arthropoda, Arachnida, Sarcoptiformes, Oppiidae.
GACGUGAAUGUGACCAACGAUGACAUCAACCAAUACGAGGAGGAGAUGGACAUCGACUACGCCAGUCCUCCCGAGGGAGGCCUCACACCUGUCACCAAAUGCUGUCUUAAGAGACAGUGUUUCACGAAAUUUGCGCCACAAGUGCAGGAGGACUGCUUCAACAGGUUUUGGUGCAUAAGAAGCAAAACCAAUCAGAACUACUUCCUCGCGGGUCUCAUGAGCGCCGACGAGCCCAAGAGGACGGUCCAGAAGCCCGUCCGUCACAACAAGUCGGUCUCGUGGACCUACUUCGUGGACGUGAGGGGCAAGAAAGUCCAGGUUUGCCAGAACUUCCUGACCGCCGUCUACGGCAUCUCCUCCUCCAAGAUACAGACCAUUCAACACAAACUGCUGAACGGCUCCUCACUGGACGACCUCAGGGGCCGCUUCUCGAAGCGCAAGAAGUCGGACCACGACUCACAGCACGUGACCGUCGAUGUCGUCUCCUUCCAGACCACCGACAAGAAGGUCCGCAAAAAGAAAGUCAAAUGAAUUGCAUGUCUUUCACUCUAAUCUCGAAGUUUUGUUAUAGUUUUGAAAAAACUUUCAAAUUGUUGAAUACGGAC